GGGACUUCCUCUGCCUGGCUCCGCCUCUUGCCCCGGAAGUACUCACAGAGGACGGUGGUUUUUGGGCCCGUUUCUGAGCAGCGCUUCCUUUUAGUCCGACAUCUUGGCGAGGCUGUGGUGUCUGUUGCUACUCUCCGAGCUUCGCAAUGCCGCCCAAGGACGACAAGAAGAAGAAGGACGCUGGAAAGUCGGCCAAGAAAGACAAAGACCCAGUGAACAAAUCCGGGGGCAAGGCCAAAAAGAAGAAGUGGUCCAAAGGCAAAGUUCGGGACAAGCUCAAUAACUUAGUCUUGUUUGACAAAGCUACCUAUGACAAACUCUGUAAGGAAGUUCCCAACUAUAAACUUAUAACCCCAGCUGUGGUCUCUGAGAGACUGAAGAUUCGAGGCUCCCUGGCCAGGGCAGCCCUUCAGGAGCUCCUUAGUAAAGGACUUAUCAAACUGGUUUCAAAGCACAGAGCUCAAGUAAUUUACACCAGAAAUACCAAGGGUGGAGAUGCUCCAGCUGCUGGUGAAGAUGCAUGAAUAGGUCCAACCAGCUGUACAUUUGGAAAAAUAAAACUUUAUUAAAUCAAA
This is a messenger RNA of Gorilla gorilla gorilla (western lowland gorilla), 575 nucleotides long. It is a transcript of the gene RPS25, whose product is annotated as ribosomal protein S25. Lineage: Eukaryota; Metazoa; Chordata; Mammalia; Primates; Hominidae. The transcript is spliced from 5 exons. Bases 147 to 524 code for a protein of 125 amino acids. The record is from RefSeq and is a predicted model, not a curated record.